Molecule: messenger RNA, 1584 nt
Organism: Schistosoma turkestanicum
Lineage: Eukaryota; Metazoa; Platyhelminthes; Trematoda; Strigeidida; Schistosomatidae
Source: the annotation of a GenBank genome assembly
UCACAUUGACAAUUGAUUGAAUCAAAUAAAGUGAUUAAUUAAACUAUUCAUUCUAUACAGAUAAUAAGAAACAAAAAUGUUAUGCAAUUUACCAUGUCGAAUUGUUUUGAUUGCUAUGAACACUGUCAGUUUGAUUGUCGGACUGGCAUUGCUCAUACUUGGAGCUUUAAUGGUUUGGGGUCAAACUGUGAUUCAAUCACUGCUGAAUAAUUUUAUCACCAAUCUAAUCAGUCAAUAUAUGAAAGGAAGUGAUACUGGACAAAUUAAUGAACUAGUUACAAGAAUACUGACGUCUACUUCUCCAGUUGGUUUGGCCGUGUUUAUACUAGGCUGUGUGUGUGCUGGGAUCUCAUUGUUUGGUUAUUGUGGUGCUUGUUGCAAUAUGAAAAUACUACUUUAUAUAUAUGCAAUGUUAGUCGGCGUUUUGGCGCUUGCUUUUCUCGUCACAUUCAGUGUGUAUUUCUCACGCAAAGAUGAAAUUGGAAGCAAAGUGAUCGACCUAUUCCAGAUGAGCGUGAAUGGUUAUCAGUCAAUGGAAGCAAAUACAUUGGACAGCUUGGUGGUUGGUUUAAUCUCACCCCCACUUCAAUGUUGUGGUGUGAAUGGUGGAGACGAUUUCAAGAGUUCACCUAAUUUCAAGCGCACUGAUACUUAUGGUGGAAAAUCAUAUUCCAACAUUGAAUACCCUGUGCCAUGCUGUAAAAUGAAUGCAAAUUACGCGAUUACCGAUUCUACAUGUCCAAAUACUUUUACUGACGCUAAUAGUAAUGCUAAACAGGGUUGUAAAGAACCACUGAAAGCAUUGUUUCUUCAAUAUAUGGAUUAUGUAGCCUAUGGAUUAAUCGGUGCAUUUGUUGUACUGUUACUUGUUGUUCUAUUCACGUUGUUAACCAUUUGUAUUGAUGUUGUUUGAACACGAAGACGCAGAAAAGAAUAAUAAUAAUUUACAGUUCAAUUGAUAUCAUCAUCAUCAUCAGUUUUCAAAAAAAAAAAACUCUUGUGUAUUAUUAAUCAGUUUAAAAAGAGUGAAAUACUCGACUACAAUUAAUCUUUUUUUGUUAAUUGGUGGAUAUCGGCCUUUUUGAACAAACUAAUCCUUGCCUUCACAUUGUUGGUGUGUGUGUGUGUAUGUAGUGUUGACUGACGGGUUGGUAACUCUUCUUUUCUGAACUUCCAAUCUGUCUUAAAAUAUGACAUAACUUUUUUUUUAUAAGCUAUAAUUAUGAUUCUAUAAUUUAUUGCUGCUGUUAACAAUAUUCCAUAUCAAAUAAUCAAUCAACCAAUGAAUAAUGAUGCAUCAUUGUACUCUAUCUCAAUUGGUGUGUGUGUAUGUGAAGGUCACUUACUACUUAUUGUUGUUUUGAUUGGUUGGUUGUUAUUAUUACUUUUUUUUUACUAUCAACAUUCAUGCUACCACUUGAAUAGCCACUCUGUAUACUCUUUUUGUUUUGAUCAUAUUUCCGAUAGUAAGGAGUGUGAUUUGUUGGAUUACUACUAUUAUUAUUAUUAUUAUUAUUAUUAUUACGACUACAUGCGUUGUAUUUCUCAUUGUUUACACUAAAAUAAAGUUUAUAUUGUAUUCAA